This is a messenger RNA of Knipowitschia caucasica, 2670 nucleotides long. NCBI's taxonomy places the organism in Eukaryota, Metazoa, Chordata, Actinopteri, Gobiiformes, Gobiidae. The record is from the annotation of a GenBank genome assembly.
AUGUUGGGUGAAGGCUUUCUGAGAGUCCUGAACUACAGAGACGACGAUACAACUGUUGACAAAAAGUCCAAAUCGAACCGGACAGAAGAAGUUGGUUUGGACAAGAGCCGCAGCGGACGGAACAUUACAACACAACUCAAUGAUCAGUCAUCAACCGGUCUUCAAAGAGUGGCCCCUGUCCCCAACCAAUCCCCCUCGGGUCUGCUCAUCCCGGGACGUCCCAUGAACCUCAGCCCGGACCCUCUUCUGGUCGACUGCAGUCUUUUGGUGCACUAUCCUGACCUCCAAGUGGCCGAUUCAGGACCGAUACCAGCAGCCCACUCCAACAGCCCUCUUCCUCUCAUAUCUCCCCCCAUCACUGUCCCGGUUCAGUCAGUCCCUCCCAACUCCGAUCCUGAGCAGGGGUAUUUGGCGAUGGGGAGCAGCGUGAAUAUAAGCCUGGACGUCCCAGAGCUCAGGACUAACUCAGUACUCAAUGGGAUAUUGGAGAAGAAGCUGGAGGAAGUCUACCUGCAGCAUCUGACAGAAAACUUAGCAAGAUGUCAUUCGAAUUUUGGAAAUAGCCUUUUGCAUGGUCUCGUCCCUCCUCCGCAGCCGAACAGCCAGGGUCUUGAAGACAGUGUGGAGGAGUUAUGGCUGCAGGUCAGAAUGGUCUUUUCACUGUUUUUUACCUGUUUGCUUGUGGGCUGCUCCGGCCUGACCCCUCCCGUUGACCUCUCUGAGCCCCAGAUCGUGCACUCUCCUCCGGGACACAACAGCAGCAAUGAGGGCGUCCCGUUUGUGGAUGUCCCGCUGGCUCUGGGGAUGUUCAGUGUGGACUUCCACCAUGUGCAGGCACCAUUUGAGAUUGUGCUGUGGAUUAUGCUUGCGUCACUGGCCAAACUGGGUUUCCAUUGGUCGGGUCGGGUCCCAGCUGUGGUCCCUGAGAGCUGCCUCCUGAUCAUGGUGGGGUUGCUAGUGGGCGGAGUCAUCUAUGGUGUCCGUCAUUCAGCUCCGCCCACUUUGAGCGCAGAUGCCUUCUUCCUGUUCCUGCUGCCCCCCAUCGUGCUGGACGCGGGGUACUUUCUGCCGGGCAGACUCUUCUUUGAAAACCUGGGUACCAUCCUCUGGUAUGCAGUGUUGGGCACCCUGUGGAACGUCCUGGGCAUCGGCCUUUCUCUGUACGGAGUGUGCCUGCUCUGCCCCUCUUCUCUGGGGGACGUGUCGCUGCUUCACUGCCUGCUGUUUGGCUCUCUGAUAGCAGCAGUCGACCCCGUGGCUGUCCUCUCUGUGUUCCAGGAGAUGCAUGUGAACGAACAGCUCCACAUCCUGGUGUUUGGGGAAUCUCUGCUCAACGACGCUGUGACUGUGGUGCUGUACCAGUUGUUUGAGUCGUUCCUACGCCUGCCCUCUGUCUCUGGGCUGGACGUCCUGCUUGGGGGCUGCAGGGUGCUGCUGGUGGGCUUUGGAGGCCUGUUUGUGGGGCUGUUCUUUGGGCUGGUGGCUGCGCUCACCUCCAGGUUUACCUCCAGAGUCCCGGUCAUCGCUCCUCUCUUUGUCUUCCUCUACUCGUACCUGUCCUACCUGACCUCCGAGAUGCUCCACCUCUCUGGCAUCACAGCAAUCGUAACCUGUGCCGUCACGAUGAAGCAGUACGUCGAGGCAAACGUGUCGGAGCGGUGUAACAGCAGUAUUCAGUACUUCCUGAAGAUGUGGAGCAGCGUGAGUGAGACGCUGAUCUUCAUCUUCCUGGGAGUGUCCACCAUCCAGGACGUCCACAUGUGGAGCUGGACCUUUGUGUGCGCCACGCUGCUGCUCUGCCUGCUCUGGAGGGCCUCUGGAGUGCUGCUGCUCACGGCUGUGGUGAACAAAGUCAGAAGGAACAAGGUGACUUUUAGAGACCAGUUUAUCAUCGCCUACGGUGGCCUCAGAGGAGCAAUCUGCUUCUCUCUGGUCUUUCUCAUCGAUGACUUUCCCAAAAAGAGACUCUUCAUCACUACAACCAUCAUCGUCAUCCUCUUCACUGUCUUUGUCCAGGGUAUGACCAUUAAGCCUCUCGUCGAAUUAUUGGACGUGAAGAGGAAGAAGAGAGCGCUGCCCACCGUCAGCGAGGAGAUACACAGUCGACUCAUUGAUCACCUUCUGGCCGGGAUCGAGGACGUUGUGGGAUACUGGGGUCAGCACUACUGGAAAGACAAGUUUGAACAGUUCAACAGAAAGUUCCUGCGGCGCUUUUUGAUUCGAGAGGAGCAGCAGAACCGCUCCAGCAUCCUCAGAGUUUAUCAGGAGCUGGAGAGGAGAGAUCAGGGCGCCAACAGGGAGACGGCAAUACAGGCUAGAACAGUUCCUCAAACCAGCAGUCGCCCUCUUCUUCCAGAAGAGAUGGACAGCAUCAGGAGAAUCCUCUCUCGAAACUUACAUAACUUCAACAGCAGGAUGCCCGCCUACAGCCGCCACACCCUGCACCAGGACAGGACCCUCCAGAGACACCAGAGUUUGGGAAAGAGGGACACGCAGAUGGAGGAAGCGGAAUUCAAUGGACUCCAAAACUUGAGAAGAGGACUCCGCAGAUCCCACACUGUUUGUGCCAUAACUCCACGACCUGCUUCGCAAGACUCCAUUCCCGAAGAAAACGUUUCACCCAAACUCGAACCGAAAAAACACCUCAGUUUUGACAUAGAACGUUUGUAA